AUGCAUUCCCACCAUUCCCAUAGUGGCCAGUAUGUUGCCCAUGCCACAAACACUUUGGAUGAGAUGAUCCAGGCUGCCAUUGCCAGGGAUUUUGACAUCUUUUGUUUAACCGAGCAUAUGCCUAGGCUCUACGACGAGAACAUCUAUCCUGAGGAAAUCGAGUUGAACUACGAUGUUUCCAGAUUGAACGAGAUAUUUCAGAACUACUACAACCAUUCUGUUGCUUUACAGCAAAAAAUUAACUCUGAUGACACAAUAAAGACAAAAAUAUUGGUUGGUUUUGAGAUAGAGGGCAUCGAUGAAAACCAUUUCAAUCUAUCCAAUGAAAUCUUCACGAAAAAUGAAAAGUUCAAUAUGACUGUUGGUUCAAUCCAUUUUGUUAACAAAAUUCCAAUUGAUUUCAACCAAGAAUAUUGGGAUCUAGCUAAAAAAUCAUGCAAUAAUUCAACCUACGAAUUAUUCAAAAGCUACUUCAACUUGCAAUAUCAAUUAUUGCAAAUAUGUAAACCAAAUAUAGUUGGUCAUUUUGAUUUAAUUUACUUGUUUUCUCCUGCUAAUGAAGGACCAAAAUCUGAAAACUUUUCAAUUGAAAACAAUUGGCCCAAGAUUUGGUCAUUGAUCAUUAGAAAUAUUAAAUUUAUCAAAGAGUAUGGUGGAUUAAUUGAAUUAAAUAGUGCUGCUUUAAGAAAAGGUUGGCUAACCCCCUAUCCAAACUUGGAAAUAUCUCUAGCAAUUAAAAAGUAUGGCGACUCGAGAUUUUGUUUUAGUGACGAUUCUCAUUCAAUUGCGCAAGUUGGUUUAAAUUAUCAUAAACUAUUAAAUUAUAUUCAAAAUUCUUUAAAGUUGGAUAAAAUUUACUACUUGGAUUUAGACUCAGACAAUGAAACAAUUGUAAAAACUGCUUCAAUUGAUGAUAUAAAAUCAAAUGAAAAAUUUUGGAAAAACUAUAACUAG
This is a messenger RNA of Ascoidea rubescens DSM 1968, 954 nucleotides long. RefSeq names its product histidinol-phosphatase (gene HIS2). The record is from RefSeq and is a predicted model, not a curated record. Gene Ontology annotation, molecular function: histidinol-phosphatase activity. The transcript has a single exon. Gene Ontology annotation, cellular component: cytoplasm. Gene Ontology annotation, biological process: L-histidine biosynthetic process. The coding region runs from base 1 to 954 and encodes 317 amino acids. NCBI's taxonomy places the organism in Eukaryota, Fungi, Ascomycota, Saccharomycetes, Ascoideales, Ascoideaceae.